CACAAAAGGUAGUGAUCCACGGAUUGCACACUCGGAAGCCAGUUAAGCGAAAGCUAGUUAAACGAAAGCUUCUUCUAUCCCGUCAACAAUCAUUUGAACCUACAUCUGAGGGCGGGUAUUUCACAACCUUAAAUACCACGCCAGCUACACGACAUGGACGUUACCAAGGGAAGCCCAAAGGAAGGUGGUGAUUUUUCAGACUCAACGGAGCUUCAUGAAUCGAGGUCUGAAAAUCCAAAGUUGAGUGCGUUGCACGAAUAUCAUCUUCUGCCAGUUCCUGUGAGAAGGCGAGUUCGUGCACUCAAGAAACUGCAGUACGAGACGUUGAAAAUCGAUUCAGACUUCUACAAAGAAUUGUUCGAACUUGAAGUUAAAUACGAUGCUAAGCACCAGCAAAUUUUCACUAAGAGGCGAGAUAUCAUAUCAGGGGAGGUGGAACCUAAUGAUGAGGAGUGUGACUGGCCGACUGAUGACGAAUUGGAUAUGGACAAUCUGUCAGAAAGGUUGAAAGAUAAAGUUAGUGUUACCAAGGAUUGCAACAAUGGAGCUACCGAAGCUGAAACGAAAGGUGUCACAGACUUUUGGCUUAAAACAUUGGAAAACAUAUCUCUGUUCGAUGAGAUGGUACAAGAACACGAUCGUGACAUACUGAAACACUUAGUGGACGUGAAGUGUGUUCUUCACACAGGCGAAGAGUCAGGAUUCACGCUGGAAUUUUAUUUCUCCCCAAACGAAUACUUUACAAACAGCGUCCUGACAAAAAGGUAUUACUUCAAUUACGAAAUACCGAGUGACGAUCCAUUUGGAUAUGAGGGGCCGGAAAUCGUUCGUACCAAAGGCUGUAUAAUUAACUGGAACCCAGGAAAAAAUGUGACGGUAAAAUUGAUUAAGAAGGUUCAAAAACGGAAGAGUGGGGGUGCUAAACGAACUGUUACAAAAAGUGUUCGAGAAGAUUCCUUCUUCAACUUCUUUGCACCUCCUGCAGAAAGUCUUUCUGACGAUUUGGACGAGGACACCGAGUUGUUGUUAGAAUCUGACUUCAAACUUGGCCAGUUUCUAAGAGAAAGUGUUAUCCCAAGGGCUGUACUAUACUUCACUGGAGAGGCAGUAGAUUCUGAGUUCGAUGACGAAGAUGAUUUAGAUGAUGAAAUUAGUGAUGAAGACGAUGACGAUGAUGAAGACGAUGAAAAUGAAAAAGAGAAUUCCAAUUUACAUUCCGCCCGCGCGCGAAAUAAUCGUGCCCCAAAUCGACCGAAGCGUAAUACUGAAGGUGCUGGAGAACAACAGGAAUGCCGCCAACAAUAAAUUCCAUCAUUUCGCUUGUCAACAUUAACUGAUUCUUGUAUUGAGAGUAUUUCUGCAAUGCAUUUCAAGGUCGCCAAGUACUUAUAUGAUUGCUCGUUUACAAAAUAAAUGAUCAACAGAACUAUUAAACGAAUUGACUGUGAAUUAGCUGUUUUGUUUGCCACAUGGUAAUAUUUCUGACCAAUGUUUCUCAGAAUUAUUCACAUAUUUAACGUGUUGGCUUUGCUAGUCUUGUCUCAAUACAAAAGAAAUUCGUUUAUUA
This is a messenger RNA of Heterobilharzia americana, 1567 nucleotides long. Lineage: Eukaryota; Metazoa; Platyhelminthes; Trematoda; Strigeidida; Schistosomatidae. The record is from the annotation of a GenBank genome assembly.